Amborella trichopoda is the source of this 911-nucleotide messenger RNA. RefSeq lists its product as uncharacterized. NCBI's taxonomy places the organism in Eukaryota, Viridiplantae, Streptophyta, Magnoliopsida, Amborellales, Amborellaceae. Gene Ontology annotation, cellular component: cytoplasm. The record is from RefSeq and is a predicted model, not a curated record. Gene Ontology annotation, molecular function: protein-disulfide reductase activity.
GUCAUAUCAAAGGUUGUGAGGCUCUCUCAUCCACUAGAGUGUGAAAGGGCACCUACGCACCUCUACCUUCCACCACAGGUUCUUCACCAACAAAAAACUGAAGAAUAGAAAUGCCUCAAAACCACUAAAGCUCAGAAGAAGAGCUGAGCUGAGCUGAGCUGAGCUUCAUACUUUUGCUGCAAUGGCGUCAAAGACUUGCAUCCAAUUGAACAAUAUUACAAGUAGAGCUUCCAUCUUACGGCCUCCUCCCAUUCCCAUUCCCUUUCCCUUUCCCUUUCCCUUUCCCACUAAGGAAAAGCUCAAUUUGCCGACAUGCAAAGGCCUCAAAUUGACCACUGCUUCUCUCUCCUCUUCUCUAUCCUCCACUCACCGCCUCCGCCUCCGCGGCCGGCGCCGCAAGUUUCCUGUGUGCGAAGCCCAAAAUACCGUCGACAAAGUUAUGGUGAUCACGGACUCCAACUGGAACAACUUGGUGGUGGGGAGUGACACACCGGUUAUUGUCGAGUUUUGGGCUCCAUGGUGUGGUCCAUGUCGGAUGAUCGCUCCUGUGAUUGACGAACUUGCAAAGGAGUAUGCCGGAAAGAUCAUGUGUUAUAAGCUUAACACAGACGAAUGUCCCACCAUCGCCAGUCAGUACGGAAUUAGGAGCAUCCCUACAGUCUUGUUAUUCAAGAAUGGAGAGAAGAAAGAGAGCAUCAUUGGAGCUGUACCAAAAUCAACACUGAGUUCCACAAUCGACAAGUAUUUGGAGAAGUAGAGAUGAGAAAUUUAUGCCCCUCAAGAUCACAAUUCUCAUGUAUUUCCAUUGUAUUUCUAUGUAAUAUUCAAAUGCUGAAAAAUAUGUUUAUUUCCAUUGUGUAAGAUGGAUACUACUGGUUCAUAAUAGAAGUCUUUGAAUCAUAAGAUCACAA